Babjeviella inositovora NRRL Y-12698 is the source of this 457-nucleotide messenger RNA. RefSeq lists its product as uncharacterized. The transcript has a single exon. Bases 75 to 368 code for a protein of 97 amino acids. The record is from RefSeq and is a predicted model, not a curated record. NCBI's taxonomy places the organism in Eukaryota, Fungi, Ascomycota, Pichiomycetes, Serinales.
GGCUAUUACAGAUCUGUUUCAACCGACAUACAUGAAGACUGACUGACCACCUCUAUAUAUCUAGUUCAUAUCUAAUGAUCAAUUCUACCUGGGUAUAUCAUUACCUGCGCGGACACACUACACUUCGUCUAGCUUAUCUUAUGUACGCAGGGAUAGUGACUGGUGUCAAAUCUCGGGUCACUACGAAUGACAUACGUGCUAUACUUUGUUCGUUUGUCAAACUCCAACUAAGAAUCUCUGACCCGUUCCUUAUUGUUUUUGCCUCAACCUCGCGAGCGAAAAUCAGCCAUCUCACCGCUUAUGGGGGCUCACACUCAGGCGUUUACCGCCGCGCGUACAGAUUCCCGUGGAAACCUUCCGGGGGUUGAACCAUGUCCAACUCUUUCCCCUGGCUCUCUUUCUGCAACUUCAACCAGAUAUUCAAAAUCCUCGCCAACCUUCUGGAUACUCAUCUACG